AUGGGGGUCAAGCAGUCGAAGGAGUCCGAUAUCGAGGAGCAGAACCAGCAGGGGAGGAAAAGCGCCUGCCGAGAGGAGAGCCUAACGUCGGCCGACCGGAUCCGGAAGCAUGCCAUCACACACUUCGGAUACAGCGUCUUGAGCCUGGCCCGUCGCGGCUUGGUGGAACCUCCUGAAGAAUUGUGGGAACUCACAGAACUACAAAAGCUAAACUUGUCUCUGAACAGUCUGCGUGUCAUGCCCCCCACCCUGGGCCUCCUUCAGAACCUGGUCGUCCUAAACCUUUGGGGCAACCAGCUCACCAGCCUUCCCUCAGAGAUCGGGCAGCUGAGGAACCUAAGGGUGCUCUUCGCCUACCGCAACCGCCUGACCGAGGUUCCAGACGAGCUGGGGUCCUGCACCAAGCUAGAGGUUCUCAGCCUGGCCAACAACCAGAUCACGGGGCUUCCCGCCAGUCUGUCAGCCCUGAUCGGCUUACGUAUGCUCAACCUCAGCCACAACCACAUCUCUCACAUCCCAGGCUGUGUUUAUGCCAUGAAAGCCCUGGUUUUCCUGCACCUGGCCUGUAACCAGCUAGAGAACAUCGCAGACCAGAUCCAGGCGCUGGCGGAGCUGAAGAUCCUCAUCGUGGAGGGAAACAGCAUCCACUCACUGCCCAAGACACUGUGCUGUCUGACCAGACUGGAACUCCUCAACGUGGACUUCAAUGACAUCCAGAAUGUUCCAGCCGAGAUGCACCAACUGAGCAGGCUGGAGAAACUGGCCUACCACCCACUGGAUAAAGGCCUCCAUAUUCUACACAACCCCUUGCUGAAGCCCAUUAAAGAGGUUCUAGACGGAGGACUACAUGCCCUCUAUAAUUACCUGAAAGCCACCUAA
Messenger RNA from Chanos chanos (milkfish), 879 nucleotides. It is a transcript of the gene lrrc30a, whose product is annotated as leucine rich repeat containing 30a. The record is from RefSeq and is a predicted model, not a curated record. Gene Ontology annotation, molecular function: protein binding. The transcript has a single exon. Bases 1 to 879 code for a protein of 292 amino acids. Gene Ontology annotation, cellular component: cytoplasm. Lineage: Eukaryota; Metazoa; Chordata; Actinopteri; Gonorynchiformes; Chanidae.